AUGGAGGAACCCUCGCGUCUGGAUUUCCUACAAGAACUAAAGAACGAGGUCCACCACACUCGCACGGCUCCGGGAGAACCAGGCUAUCCUGAAAUGGCAAAAACACGACGCAGUUAUGACAGGAACGAUGUCGUCGGGUUUGCGAAACGACACAUGCGAUAUUACAGGUCACCAUUGGACGGGGAGAAAACAGCGCUAGAAGAAGCAAAACAUCACUCCCAGCUUGUCGCACGAUUAGAAGAGGAGACCAUGCUGGAACUUCGCUCGGGACUGGCUGACCUUCAAUCGGAGUGCGUAGUAAAGUGGAGGAUUAAGAAGAAACCAUGCACAAGCUAG
Haemonchus placei is the source of this 336-nucleotide messenger RNA. The record is from the annotation of a GenBank genome assembly. NCBI's taxonomy places the organism in Eukaryota, Metazoa, Nematoda, Chromadorea, Rhabditida, Trichostrongylidae.